This is a messenger RNA of Myzus persicae (green peach aphid), 781 nucleotides long. It is a transcript of the gene Blos1, whose product is annotated as biogenesis of lysosome-related organelles complex 1 subunit 1. Bases 137 to 505 code for a protein of 122 amino acids. The transcript is spliced from 4 exons. The record is from RefSeq and is a predicted model, not a curated record. Lineage: Eukaryota; Metazoa; Arthropoda; Insecta; Hemiptera; Aphididae. Gene Ontology annotation, cellular component: BLOC-1 complex. Gene Ontology annotation, biological process: endosomal transport.
UUCCAGUACCUUGUAAAUUAGUAUAUAUUUACAUUCUUCAAACUUUUCUAGGGUGCCUACUUUUAUAUUUUUAUAACUCAUUACUUCAUGCACUACACAGAUUAAUCGACUAAUAAUUGAAAUAUUGUUAAUUAAAAUGCUAUCUUCACUUGUCAAAGAACAUCAAGUAAAACAAGCUGCCCGCAAGGAAAACCAAGAUAUUAAAAGAAAAGAGGCAGUAAACGCAGCCAAUGAAUUAACCAACGCACUGGUUGAACAUCUUAACGUUGGUGUUGCCCAAGCGUAUCUCAAUCAAAAAAAACUUGAUGCUGAAGCAAAACAAUUACACCAAAGUGCCAUUGUCUUUUCCAAACAAACUUCUCAAUGGCUGUCACUGAUUGACAACUUUAAUAGUGCACUUAAAGAGUUGGGUGAUGUUGAGAAUUGGACACGCACCAUUGAAAAUGACAUGCAAAACAUCACUACUACCUUAGAGUAUGCAUAUAAAGUUUCGCAAAAACCUUAAUUGAUGCUGUCCACAAGAACAUGGUUUGUUUUCUCAAUCUCAGUUUUAUUAAUUCAUUGUUCAUUAAUUGUACUUAUUUAAAAUAACUGGAUACAUAAUUUGUUAUUAUAAUUUGUUAUUAUUUUUGUAUAUUAUACAUAAAACUCUAUAUUUAUAUUUUAUUUGUUACUCUUCAUAAUAUAGUAAAAUAAUAACAGUUUGUACAGACAUUAAAAUCAACGAUGACUAAGUGCUAUCAACGGUAACACAUAAUGACAUCAUAAAUGAUUCAGUAAA